AGGUACUAUAGUGAUCUGAUGAGUAUAAAUAAUGGAGAGGAUUAUAAUUUGAAUCAUCAGUUUUGUUCAAGAUACAUAUAUGGCAUCUUCUGCUAAUUUCAUAGUUUGUUUAUCAUCAUUUAUGCUUCUUCUUCUUCUUCUGCUUUCAAGCAGGAGUAAUGGAGCAAGAAUAGAGGCUGGAGGAGAAGAAUACAGGAGGGAAAGACUAACCAAGUUCAAUAAUGUGUUUGAGCCGAGGCCAGACAUCACCUCUUAUCCGGCUGCUGAUAAAAAUGACCAGCGGCUCUUUCUAAAGGACUUUGAGCCGAGGCCGGACGUGACCUCUUAUCCGGCUGCUGAUAAGAGUGGUCGACUCUUUGUAAAGGACUUUGACCCGAGGCCAGACGUCACCUCUUACCCGGCUGCUGAUAAGAGUGGUCGACUCUUUGUAAAGAACUUUGAGCCGAGGCCUGAUGUGACCUCUUAUCCGACUGCUGAUAAGAGUGGAAGGCUCUUUCUAAAGAAUUUUGAGCCAAGACCGGACGUCACCUCUUAUCCGGCUGUUGUUGAUAAGAGUGACCGACUCUUUUUAAAGGACUUUGAGCCGAGAUCGGUCACUUCUUAUCCGGCUGCUGUUAAGAGUGACCGACUCUUUUUAAAGGGCUUUGAGCCGAGAUCGGUCACUUCUUAUCCGGCUGCUGAUAAGAGUGACCGACUCUUUCUAAAGGAUUUUGAGCCGAGGCCGGACGUGACCUCUUAUCCAGCUGCUGAUAAGAGUCACCGGCUCUUUCUAAAGGACUUUGAGCCGAGACCAGACGUGACCUCUUAUCCGGCUGCAGAUAAGAGUGACCGGCUCUUUGUGAAGGUCUUUGAGCCAAGGCCGGACGUGACCUCUUAUCCGGCUGCAGAUAAGAGUGACCGGCUCUUUGUAAAGGUCUUUGAGCCAAGGCCGGACGUGACCUCUUAUCCGGCUGUUGAUAAGAGUGGCCGGGUCUUUCUAAAUGACUUUGAGCCGAGGCCGGAUGUGACCGCUUAUCCCUCUGCAUAGGGAGGUGUAAGAAGAUAAUACAAACCUACCUCUAUCAUUGUCUUUGUGUUCAUCUUUUGUGUUUGUGUGAUUAGUCCCAAAUGAAUAAAUGUUCUAGUGUUAAGUUGUAAGCGUAUUGAUCAUGUUCAUGUUCAUGUGUUCAAAUAAAAAAAAAAAGUAAUGAAACAUAUAUU
Messenger RNA from Impatiens glandulifera, 1200 nucleotides. Its product is annotated as organ-specific protein S2-like. Bases 80 to 1027 code for a protein of 315 amino acids. The record is from RefSeq and is a predicted model, not a curated record. The transcript is spliced from 2 exons. Lineage: Eukaryota; Viridiplantae; Streptophyta; Magnoliopsida; Ericales; Balsaminaceae.